AUGUUUACUUACGUCAACUUCUUUAUGGUGCGCCAGGGCAGAACCAGCUACACGAUAAAGUGCCGGGGCGUCAUCUACCAGUUUCGCAAGCCAGAGCACGAGCUUAAGCUCAAUCUGAUAGACCAGGCGAGGAUCAUAUACGGUAGUUUUGUGCCGGCCACUCCAAAGCAAUAUAAGCUGGGCCCCUUCUUCGUGUAUCGACUGCCAGACGCGACUACGAAUGCGGUCUUGUAUGAAUCGACCAGGGUGGUGGUCGAGUCGCGUACAGACUACGCAUGUUGCGAGCUGCGUGGAGCACUGCGAGGGCUUGCAAAGUUUUUUGCCGCAGGCAUAAAUAACAAGCCAGGCGAUCUAAAAGCACGAGCCGGGCUGCAGGACGAGUACAAGGUCAAGUUGCUGAAGCUGAAAAACCAAUGUCCAAAGCGGUUCCAUGGCCACAUUGACCGUACGACCGAGGCGAUAAAGGUGCUCUUUGAAGACAGAGGCGAAAACACAUGGCCCAUGGUGGUGGGUAAUCUAGGCAUCUCGCCGCGGAACACCCUUCGCGAAGACAGGGGGGGUACGAAUGGCCCGCGGCGGCACUCGCCCGACCUGGUUGGCUUCUUCAACUGGAAUCGAGUCGACGUCUGUCCGUUUGGCAUAUCCGAGGCGUGCAUCGAGCUCUUUCUCGGGCACAGGGACCCCAAGACGCGCAAAUGGAGGCUUUGCUACAAGUACGCGAACCUGAAGAAGUACUUCGAAAAGGAGCUGACAGAGCUGAUGCACUGGCAGUGGGACGAGCAACGCAUGACCGUGGCCGUGGAAUUAGGCCAGUUGCUGCACAUGCUGUACUUGGUAGAUCACGGGCCGCAGAGGGUGGCCACAGGAGCGAAGGACUUGAAAGACACCGAUCCACUAUGGGACUACCUCGAUAAAGCUACCUUUGGCGUGGGGAUGACGGACGAAGAACUGGGAUUGCCAGUCGAUAAGUGA
Molecule: messenger RNA, 972 nt
Organism: Akanthomyces muscarius
Lineage: Eukaryota; Fungi; Ascomycota; Sordariomycetes; Hypocreales; Cordycipitaceae
Exons: 3
Coding region: 1-972 (323 amino acids)
Source: RefSeq, a predicted model, not a curated record